Messenger RNA from Peronospora belbahrii, 318 nucleotides. The record is from the annotation of a GenBank genome assembly. Lineage: Eukaryota; Oomycota; Peronosporomycetes; Peronosporales; Peronosporaceae.
AUGGCAGCCCGUGUGACCAAGCUUUUUCUCCAGAACUGUGGCUCUGCAAGCAGCAAGCCAACGAAGGAUACAUCAUCCAAGAGCAAGACACUGGAAGGUGAUCAUACAAUGUCCAAAACUGCCCGGAGAAAACUCCGACAGAAGAACAAAAAGGUGUCUAGCACGUCCAAGGUGAAGGUGCUGGAAGAGACCCGUCGCGAGCUAAUGCAGGCUGAUCGCACGGCACAAAACCUUCGCAAGCUGAAGAGUAAAGUGCCAAUCAAGUCACUGCGCCUCAUGGAAAAGGUUCUUGCGCAGCGAAAUGCUGCAUUCCGAUAA